This is a messenger RNA of Phytophthora nicotianae INRA-310, 333 nucleotides long. RefSeq lists its product as hypothetical. The record is from RefSeq and is a predicted model, not a curated record. Bases 1 to 333 code for a protein of 110 amino acids. The transcript is spliced from 2 exons. NCBI's taxonomy places the organism in Eukaryota, Oomycota, Peronosporomycetes, Peronosporales, Peronosporaceae.
AUGAACAACCUACCCGUUGUGUUGGGAUCAAUCGACAAGGAAGUGCCACUCAUAGUGACGGACAGCCUUCAUUUGGACGCUAUCCUGGGAACGGAUGCACUAGGAAUGUUCCAAACCGCCAUUGAUUUGGAAGCGCGAGCCAUGUUACUAAAGGAUUCGGGCGAGAUGUUACCCAUUACGCGUAGACGAGACAUAUGGUCGCUAUUCACCUCCAUGCUGUGGGAACUGAAGAAUCUGUUCGAUGAGACGUCCAAGCGACCAGGCAGCGCGUAUUUGUUGGAGUUCUGUAUUGAUACGGGAACGCAUGAGCCUAUUAAGCAGCAACCGUACUGA